Molecule: messenger RNA, 1686 nt
Organism: Thyridium curvatum
Lineage: Eukaryota; Fungi; Ascomycota; Sordariomycetes; Thyridiales; Thyridiaceae
Exons: 2
Coding region: 1-1686 (561 amino acids)
Biological process (GO): phosphoenolpyruvate transmembrane import into Golgi lumen
Cellular component (GO): Golgi apparatus; endoplasmic reticulum
Molecular function (GO): phosphoenolpyruvate transmembrane transporter activity; antiporter activity
Source: RefSeq, a predicted model, not a curated record
AUGCCGCACUCGACAUCCCCUCACCCGUCCACGCGGUCGAGAUCGACGAGCCGGCCUCCCAACAUGAAGCUUCACGUUGACUUUGUCGACGACAAGGAGGAAGCCACCGAGAAGUUCCCCGACUUCGACACACAUGUCAAUGGGACGGCACCCCAGCCGUACGGGCUGAAUGGCCAUGCCAACGGCGCAUUGCGACCCGUCGAUCGCUGGCAGGCCGCGAAAGACAGCCACACACGGGCAGUACGGUGGGGCCUCGACGAGCCACAGUCGCACUCCAAGGGCCACAGGAGGCAGAAGAGCCUGAGUGAUGCCAUCCGGACGAUCAGGACAAGGAAUGGCAGUAUGAGCCAGAACGCCCACGAGAUCGCUGAUGCUCUCAAGGCGCCAGUGUCAGCCAAGCUCAUUAUACUAUGCGUGAUGUGGUACGCUUCGUCCGCACUGACCAAUACCUCGUCGAAAUCGAUCCUGAAUGCCUUUGCCAAACCGGCAACGCUGACCAUGGUGCAAUUUGCCUUUGUGGCCUUCUACUGCAUCCUACUAUCGUGGUUAGCGACCGUCUUCCCGGCCCUAAAGAGGGCCAUACCAGCAUUGAAGCAUGGCAUCCGCCCUCCUUCCCCUGAAGUGCUCAAGACCACAUUGCCUCUGGCUGCCUUCCAGAUCGGUGGCCACCUUCUCAGCUCGACAGCCACGGCAAAGAUACCCGUGUCCCUCGUGCACACGAUCAAGGGGCUGAGUCCUCUGUUCACCGUCUUCGCCUACCGAUUUGUCUUCGACAUCCGCUAUCCCACCGCCACCUACCUGUCGCUGAUACCUCUGACAAUGGGCGUGAUGCUUGCUUGUUCCGGCAAGCACGCAUUUGGGGGCGAACUGCUGGGCAUCAUCUAUGCACUUCUGGCCACCAUCAUCUUUGUGACGCAAAACAUCUUUUCCAAGAAACUAUUCAACGAGGCGAAUCGGGCAGAGGCUGAGGGGAUGACGGCCCAGUCGCGACGCCUCGACAAACUCAACCUGCUCUGUUAUUCAUCUGGACUUGCCUUCCUGAUUACUGGACCUAUUUGGUUUUGGAGCGAAGGCAUCGGCAUCAUUGGCGAUUUCCUCUACGAUGGUUCCGUCGACUUGACCGCGGGCCCGGGCACCUUCGACCACGGAAGGCUUUUCGUCGAGUUCGUUUUCAAUGGCACUUUUCACUUUGGCCAGAACAUCCUGGCAUUCAUUUUGCUGUCGAUGGUCUCGCCCGUCACCUACUCGGUGGCGAGUCUGAUCAAGCGUGUGUUUGUCAUUGUCAUCGCGCUCAUCUGGUUCCGAAGCCCCACGACCAAAAUGCAGGCGGUGGGCAUUGUUCUUACAUUUUUCGGCCUGUACCUGUACGAUCGCACCAAGGAGAGCAAGGCGGACCGCCGAGCAAUGUCUAUGGCGGAUACCAAGGAAUCCCUGCUGCCUCUCAACACCAAACAGCCCUUGUCGCUGGGCCAGAACGGUUCUGUCUUUGAAAGCCCCGCAAGCAUGCCGGCGAAUCCCCAUCCAUAUACCAACGGCUACGCAUUACCGGCAGGCAACGACAGUAAGAAGUCGGACGACCGGGGGUUGCCACAGAAUGGGGGUGCUAAUAAUGCCACCUGGAUGGCACGCGGCACGAAACAGGAGGAUACCUGGCGGGCCGGCGACCAACGCGUGGGCAAAGCCUAA